Molecule: messenger RNA, 363 nt
Organism: Nanorana parkeri
Lineage: Eukaryota; Metazoa; Chordata; Amphibia; Anura; Dicroglossidae
Gene: CUNH19orf53
Product: chromosome unknown C19orf53 homolog
Exons: 3
Coding region: 37-321 (94 amino acids)
Source: RefSeq, a predicted model, not a curated record
UCUGAUCGCCUUCUGAAAACCGGAGCAGCCGUUGUCAUGGCGCAGGGGACAUCGAAGCUGAAAGCGAAGCCUAAGAAAAAGACCGCCAACAAGCCUACGGUGAUGAGGAAAGGAGCCCGAACAAUCGCCCCAAAGAAGUCUCGGGUGAUACACCAGCAGAAGCUGAAGAAGAAUCUGGAAGUUCAGAUCCGGAAUAAGAUCGAGCAUGACGUCACCAUGAAAGCCAGCGCCAAAAUGCAUAAGAAGCUCACCCUGCUGAAGUCCCCGGCCCAGACAGACAAGAGAGGCAAGAGCGCCCCCGCUGGGCCCAGCAAGACAUGAGCAGAGAGAUCGGAGGGGAGAUGAGAGCCGGACGAUGUUCAC